Messenger RNA from Plasmodium gallinaceum, 2646 nucleotides. RefSeq names its product conserved Plasmodium protein, unknown function. The record is from RefSeq and is a predicted model, not a curated record. The coding region runs from base 1 to 2646 and encodes 881 amino acids. The transcript has a single exon. NCBI's taxonomy places the organism in Eukaryota, Apicomplexa, Aconoidasida, Haemosporida, Plasmodiidae.
AUGGAUGGAGAUAAAUUAAUCCAUUAUAAGGAAUGCUUUGUAAAGGAUAUAAAGAAGAAAGAAUUUUAUGAUACUAAAAUUGAUAGUGAAGAUAAGGAAAUUUCAAGUUUUUCAUCAAUGAAAUUUUCUAAUUUAGAAAAGGAAUUUCAAACACUUCAUGAAUCCCCAAUAAAAGAAAAAAUGAUAGAUAAAGGAAACUUCACAAAAACUCAAGAUUUGUCGGAAUUAAAAAAUGAUAAAAAAAAACAAUUAGAAAAAUAUAACACGGAUAGUUUUUGUGAAAUGGAAAAUAAAAGUUUUGUUGAAUAUGAAGAUGAAUAUAAUUUAUCUGGAGUGAAUUUUAUUGAUAAAAUUUUAAAAAAUAUUCAAAAUGAUAACAUUUUAAAAAGUAACGGAGAAACAUUUUCUAAUCAUAUAAAAUUGUAUGAAAAUUGUGAUUUAAAACCUAAUAAUGUUAAAGAUAUGUGUAAUAAUGACAUGAAAAAUACUUUAUAUAUAUGGAAUGAUAACAAGAAAUUAUCUUAUAGUUGGUAUUCUUUUAUGAAAAAGGAAGAUAUAAAAAAGUCAAUAUGUAAUUUUUGUAUGAAUAUUAUAAAUGAUGAAUUUUAUCUAAUACGCCUGGAAAAAUUAAAAGAUGAAAAUUUAUGUAAAGAAGAUUAUCGGAAUAUUGAAAAAUUUUGUUUAAAUGAAAACGAAAUUAUGUAUUAUAAAAUAUGUGAAUCAUAUAAUAUUGAAGAUCUUGGAAACAUAAAAAAUAAUGAAGAAUAUUUAAUUAAAAAAAAAAAUAUAAAUAAUGAAAAAUUAGAAGAUUCUCUAAAUUUUCCUGAAGUGUUAAUGGCAAUAGAAUAUGCAAAAGAAGGAUCUAACUUAUUAAAACAUACAGUUUUUAAUAUCCCACAUCUACGUUUUUUUUUUUUAAGUAAAAAUUUAAAAUAUAUAAAAUGGUUUUCAUCAAGAAAAUCAGAUGAAGAAUCUAAAAUUUAUUUUAGAAAUAUAAAUAGUUUAGAAAUCAACAAUAUAGGUGAUAAACUAUUUGAAAAUUAUAAAAUUGAUUUACUAAAAAAGCUUUCCUUCUGUAUUACUUACAAUAAUGAAAAAAAAAAAAUAAUUUUAACCUGCAAGAAUCUUCAAGAAUUUAAUUAUUGGGUUACUGCUGUUAGAGCUCUUAUGUUUCAUUUUAGAAAAAUGAAAGUUACCAAAUUCAUUUUGUUAUCUCAUUUAAAUGAAUUUUACUAUGUUGAUAAAAAUAAAAAAUAUUCUGAAACAUCAUUAAAGCAAACAGAUCAAGUUAAUUUAUUUUGUGAGUUGAAAAGCAUAGAUGAAAAAGAGAAUGAAAAAAUGAAAGAAUUAGAGUCAUUAAAAAAUUUUAACCUUUAUGAUUUAAUAAGUUUUCCAGAUUAUAAUAUAUAUCAAAUAAAAACCAAAUUUUAUUUAUUAAAGGAAAAGUUAUAUAAAUAUAGAAUUUUAAUUGAACAGGAGAUAGAUGAUUUCCAUACAAACGAAAAUAUUAAAGAUUUAUGCAAAACUAAAAAUAAUCCAGAUAGCAAAAGCACUUCAAUUAAACCAUUAAAUAAUGAUAUGAUACAAUGUAGUAACUAUGAAAUCAAUGAUAAAAAAAAAAACAUAACGAGUAUUUAUGAUUUGCAUCAAGAAAAUUCUUACCAGUUUAGAAGUAGUAGUGAUAAUAAUAGCGAAAUUCAUAAUUUAUAUAAAAAUUAUAGUAAUGAUGAUUAUAAUAAUUUUUCAGAUGUUAAUGAUUUAAAUGAAGAUAAGAAAAAUAUAAAACAAAGUAUGAACACUAAAUUAAAAACAAAUUUUUUACCAUAUAUAAAUGACAAUUCAAAUAGCAAAAAUGCAAAUGAACAAAAGGAAAUAGAAACCUCGUUUAAAAUAAACAACAUUGAUAAUACUACUAAAAUAAAAGAAAUAUAUUCUUUAAAUAAUAGAUUUAAUUUAAAUAUUAAUAAAAUAAACAUACUUGAACAAUUAGAAGAAAAUAAUAUAGAAGAAGAUUCCAAUGAGUUUAAACUUUUCUUAAUUAUUAAAAUAUUUAACAAAAUUGAUAAAAAACUUAGAAAUGUACAAAAAAAUAUUUUAGAAAUUGUUAAAAUACUAAAGGUAGAAGAGUCGAAACAAAAAAGAAAUGAGAUAAAAUUUUUUUCAGUAGAUAAUAUUUUGAAAUAUACUACUAUUAUCUAUAAAACCAUAGAAAAUAAAAUUGUAAAUAAUGAAAGUAAUGUAAAUAAUGAAAAUAAUAUAAAUGUUGAAAGUAUGAAAUUUUUGAAUUCUCAGAAAAAUAAUAAUGAAAUAGAUAAAAAAAAUUUUAAUAACUCAUUUAAUAACAUUGAUAAUAUUAGUAAUCCUAGUAUUGAAAAUUUAAUUAACAUGAAUAACAAUGAAAAACAUUUAUCUUUGCAAAAACAAACAUUUCCUGAAAAAAAAACAUUAGAUUCAAAUAAAUUAAUUCAUAAUAUUUUAUUUAAUAUGUGGUUAUGCGAAAUUGAAUUAGGAAAUGUUGAAGACAUUUUUACUUCUUACACUUAUUCUAAAAAGAAAAAUUUCCUAAUAGGUUUUGAUGGUUCAAAAAUUCUUAAAACCAUAUCACAACGUAUAUCAACAACAUUUAUGAAAUAUAUAAAUUUUUAA